This is a messenger RNA of Colletotrichum truncatum, 324 nucleotides long. RefSeq lists its product as uncharacterized. The record is from RefSeq and is a predicted model, not a curated record. NCBI's taxonomy places the organism in Eukaryota, Fungi, Ascomycota, Sordariomycetes, Glomerellales, Glomerellaceae.
AUGGCAGCGGGCAAUGGUGGUGCAACUAUCCUGGGCAGAGCUCUCCGCGCCCAGCGCACAACACAUAUUCCUCGCGCAGCGACGCGGUUCUAUUCAACAUCAGAGGGAGGAGAAAAGAGGCCGUCGAUUGUGGGAACAUUCUACAAGACAUUUACAAGACCUGUUCUCAAGGUCCUUCUGAUGGCAACCUUGACGUACCAGAUUGCUUAUUGGAGCUGGACGAAGCUGGAGCAGGACGAGAUCCGCGACGAGAAGAACAAGGAAAUCGCAGGGCUCGAAGCCAAGGUCGCGGAGUUACAAAUGGGCAAAGGGACUGGAGCGUAA